Microstroma glucosiphilum is the source of this 1551-nucleotide messenger RNA. RefSeq names its product Phosphotyrosyl phosphatase activator. NCBI's taxonomy places the organism in Eukaryota, Fungi, Basidiomycota, Exobasidiomycetes, Microstromatales, Microstromataceae. The coding region runs from base 1 to 1551 and encodes 516 amino acids. The transcript is spliced from 3 exons. Gene Ontology annotation, molecular function: protein tyrosine phosphatase activator activity; peptidyl-prolyl cis-trans isomerase activity. Gene Ontology annotation, biological process: mitotic spindle organization. Gene Ontology annotation, cellular component: nucleus; protein phosphatase type 2A complex; cytoplasm. The record is from RefSeq and is a predicted model, not a curated record.
AUGGCUCCACCACCAUCCCUAACAGUCAAUACUCUCCCAGCUCAAGCGCUUCCACCACUCACACGCAUCGACCCUCGCUCUCCCGCCGUACUCCAAGCCAUCUCCCCGCCCAAGAAGCAGAUCCACUCCGACGAGGAUCUCCUCAAGUGGAAGAAUUCAAAAGCGUACGCCGAUAUAGUCCUCUUCGCUAGCAGACUGGGAGAGGCGGCUGUUGGGAAGGAGACGCGCUGGCCGAGGAGUGCAGCAGAGCUGGACGGAUCAGGGGAAGGCAGCUCCUCGGAGAGUAUACCACGCAGGAAGAAUACAGGAAUAGAGGCGGUCCUUCAGCUGCUGCAGACACUUCUUCGGUGGACGGAGGAGAUCGAGCCAAAGCAGACGCCGCAGAGAUUUGGCAACCUCGCUUUCAGAGACUGGGGUGCGAGACUAGAAGAGCAACUCGACGAGCUACAUCAUGACCUCCUAGCCUCUCAGCUCCACCUGCACCCCUUCAUUCCCGAGCUCUCGCCUUACCUCGUCGACUCUUUCGGCUCCUUUGUGCGGAUAGACUAUGGCUCCGGUCACGAAGUCACCUUUCUCGCCUGGCUCGGACUCCUUUUCAAGCUUGGAUUCUUCGACCAGCAGGACGACGCAAACGCGGGUGGAGCGAGCGGUAGCACUAGUACGGAGAAGAGGAACGGGAGUGUAGAAGAGGCGACCCAGGUAGAGGAGGCACUGGCGCUGGAGGUGCUCCCGCUGUAUCUACAGGUCGUGUGGGGACUGCAGGAUCGGUACGCACUUGAGCCGGCUGGGUCGCAUGGUGUCUGGGGACUGGACGACUAUCACUUUAUACCCUACAUCAUCGGCUCAGCCCAACUCCGUCUACAAUCCUCAUACCUCCCCUCUCACUUCUCCUCCAGAUCUCACAAACCCUCCAAACGACCCUCUCCCGCCGAGCUACUACACUACCUCCCUACAUCUUCCUCCGUGGAGCCCUCCCCACCUUUCCCAAACCUCUUCACCUCGUCCAUCUCCCGCAUCCACGCCCUCAAAUCCGGUCCCUUUCACGAGCACUCCCCCCUCCUAUACGACGUCUCCACUUCGGUACCCAAUUGGGUAAAAGUCAACAAGGGGAUGAUGAGAAUGUGGGAGGUCGAGGUAUUGGGCAAGAGACCGGUGGUGCAGCACUUUGUCUUUGGUGGGGUGGGGUGGAUUUGGGAAGGGGGAGAGGGGGUGGGAGAUGUGCGAGAGGAAGGGAAAGCAGUGGGAGGUACCGCUUCUGGUCAAAGUGGAGCUCAACAGCCCGCAACAAGGGCACCGUGGGCUUCAGGAGGAGGAGCAGCAGCAACCGGUCUGCCAGGUGCAACACAACGUCCUACUACGUCGGAAAUGCCACCGCCGUCGACAAUGUCCGCCACUCUGGGCCCACUUGGCAGCGCCAGAAGAGGUCCACCGCCCUCGAGCACCCCUUCCAGAGGCAUGGCCCCACCUCCCCUUCCUGCAACAUCCGUCAGCGGGACGGCUGCUCCGUGGGCGACAGGCGGCACGAGUGCUCCUUGGGCUAAAAAGGGGUGA